AGCCUACUUCAACAACAGAAUCUACCACAUCACCUACACCGACAACUACCACAAAGCAUACUACAACAACUGAAUCUACCACAUCACAGCCUAGAUUAACAAAUGAAACAAUAAUUCCUAUUACUGGAAAUGCAACAAAAUAUACAGAACACCAAAUUCUAAAUACAACAACAGAAUCAACCACAACAUCAACGCCGACACCAACAACUACUGCAAAAAAUAAUACAACACUAACAGAAAAACCUACAUCAUCAACCACUACACCAACAACUACCACAAAGCCUACUACAGCAGAAUUGACUUCUUCAUCUACUGUUACACCAAUAAUUGCCACAAGUUCUACUACAACGACAACAGAACUGACACCAACUACCACAAAGCUUACUACAACACUAACACCAGUACCUACAACAACAGCAUUUACACCUAUGGUUUCCAGCACUACACCUUGUUUUUGUGUAUUUAAUGGAAUACAUUAUAAUCCUGGAGAUAAAAUAGUUAAUAAGAACCACACUGGCUCAGGGAUCUGCCUAACCCUGAUCUGCUCUGAAAUCUGUGUAGUUCAGAUCACCACAGAGCCAUGUCCUUCACCACCUCCACCCUACGGAUGUCCUAAAUGGAACAAAAAUACCAACGAGACCUUUAUGUUUUGUAAUUGCACCAUGGCAAGGUGCAUAAAAGACAACAUCAUUGAAAUUAUCCCAUUUGAAUGCCCUCCACUGCAGAACAUCACCUGUGAAAAUGGCAAAAAACCAGUGCUGGUCUAUGAUGAGCACCACUGCUGCCCGUAUUACACAUGUGACUGUUUUUGUGAAGGCUGGGGUGACUCACAUUACAUUACAUUUGAUGGACACUUCUACAGUUAUCAAGGAAAUUGCACUUAUAUAUUAUUGGAGGAAAUUAGGCCCCAAUACCAUUUGAAGAUCUACAUCGACAGAGUCUACUGUGACCUUGUUGAGCAUGUAUCCUGUCCCAGAUCUGUUAUUGUGUCUUACAACAAUCUAAACAUAACACUCAUGAAUCUCAAUCAUAUCGGAGAUGCAGACCUAGAGGCUGUCGUGGACAAUGUUAAGCUAAAGCUGCCAUAUGCUCAUAAUGGUAUGAGGGUCAUAAGCUCCGGCCAAGACUUGCUCUUGAGUAUUCCAGAUCUAAGUGUUAAUAUAUCAUUUGGAGCCACUGGCUUUGGCAUCAACCUGCCAUUCCAGCAUUUUGGAAACAACACACAAGGUCACUGUGGAACAUGCAACAACAACAAGGCUGAUGACUGCAUGAUCCCUGGAGGGAUCUUGGUGGACGACUGUGCUGUGAUGGGAGAUUACUGGCCAGCCAGUGAUGUGAAUAGUGAAAUUUGCACUCCACCACCUGCAUUACCUACUGUUGGGGGUAUUAGCAAACCUACAUCUAAGCCAUGCCAGGCCCAUUCUUACUGCAACCUCCUCAAAAGCAAGUUGUUUGAAGCAUGCCAUUCCCAUCUGUCCCCCGAAAACUUCUUUUUAGGAUGUGAAUAUGAUAGUUGUCAUGAGAGCAACCCUGCCUUGGUGUGUACCAGCCUGCAGAGCUACGCGAGGGCUUGCUCUCAAUUAGGGAUCUGCAUUCACUGGAGGAACUACACUAACCUUUGCAAUAUUGAAUGUUCAGCAGAUAAAGUCUACAAUGCUUGUGGUCCAGCUGAGCCACCAAGCUGUGAUUUACCUGACCACAACACCAAUACAGUGACCACAGAGGGCUGCUUCUGUCUUGAGGGCACAUUGCUCUUCAACAAGGAGUCAGGAGUCUGUGUGAACAAAUGCGGAUGCCUGGAUGCCUCUGGGAUGCCACGUAAGUUCGAUGAGGUUUUCGAGUACAACUGUGAGGAGUGUAUCUGUGAUAAGGCCAGAAAAUCAGUGAUCUGUAAGCCCAAGAAGUGUUCUAAUGUCAACCCUGGGAUCUGCACUGAGCCCGAGUUUGUGCUGGUGAAUGUCACCAAUCCUUCAGACCCAUGCUGCAGUAAACAAGUUUGCAACUGUAAUGUCAGCAUGUGUCCACCUCUGGAUAAAAAGUGUGGAGUCGGAUAUGUGCCAGUCCUGAAAGUGCCUUAUGGAAAAUGCUGUCCAGAAAUCAAAUGCGAGUCAAAGAAAGUGUGUGUGCACAAUAACACAGAGCAUGAGCCUGGUACAAACAUCCCCGUCACUGACUGUCAGGAAUGCAGCUGUACGAGCGACGUGGAUCCUGAAACACAGUUGCUCAAGGUCAAAUGUGGAUCUGUGCAGUGCAAUGAGAAAUGUGAUUCUGGUUAUGAAUACAUUAAAAAGAACCUUGAUGACUGCUGUGGAAAGUGUGUGCAAACUCACUGCACUGUCAAUUUCAAUGGCGUCAAUCAUACAUUAAAGGAAGGAGAGACUUUUCCCUCUACAAAUCAGAGCUGUGACAGAAUCACGUGUACUAAAGUUAAUGGACAUUUCAUCACCAACAAAUAUACAGUCCAGUGCCCUCCUUUCAACAUUUCCAACUGCAAGCCUGGCACUGUUCAGCAGUCACCUGAUGGCUGCUGUCCUGUUUGUGUGGACCAAAUUAAGGGAUGUCAAGUACAGACCGUUCGCGAUUACAUAAAACACAAAGACUGUCAGUCAGAGGAGAAACUAAACCUGACAUUUUGUAGUGGAGACUGUACUAGUUCAAGCUGGUACACUGAAGCUGGAAUGUCCUCUUGUACCUGUUGCCAGGCCACUCGCUCAAGUAAUCGUACAGUGUCUCUUGGUUGCUUAAACAGUGAUAUAGUAACCCACACAUAUGUCUAUGUUGAGGAGUGUGCCUGCAGCAGAACUAACUGUCAUGAAAUGGGAAAGAACCACACACUUCCUGAAGACCGCCAAAUAAGCACAUAACUUAAGCCAUGUGCGGCAGCAGUGAAUUAUCUACCCGAAGACACUGGAAGAAAACUAAAUGAAAUCUCAAUUAUCUUUUUGAAACUUUAAUUAGAUUUGUGCAUGCUCUAUGUUUCACAUUUCUUAAACUUUACCUAUAGAUCUUUUCUUUUUUCUUUGUUGGCUAAAUGUGCCCUUUUGCUUGUUUGCAUUUAAAUCAAAUUAAAAAGCAUUUUAAAACUCAA
Messenger RNA from Cyprinus carpio (common carp), 3088 nucleotides. Its product is annotated as intestinal mucin-like protein. Lineage: Eukaryota; Metazoa; Chordata; Actinopteri; Cypriniformes; Cyprinidae. The record is from RefSeq and is a predicted model, not a curated record. Gene Ontology annotation, molecular function: protein binding. Gene Ontology annotation, cellular component: extracellular matrix.